Messenger RNA from Musa acuminata AAA Group (dessert banana), 281 nucleotides. Its product is annotated as dolichyl-diphosphooligosaccharide--protein glycosyltransferase subunit 4C-like. Lineage: Eukaryota; Viridiplantae; Streptophyta; Magnoliopsida; Zingiberales; Musaceae. The transcript has a single exon. The record is from RefSeq and is a predicted model, not a curated record. The coding region runs from base 1 to 120 and encodes 39 amino acids.
AUGAUUGAUGAUCAAGAUUUAGGAUUCUUCGCCAAUUUUCUAGGCAUCUUCAUAUUUAUUUUGGUGAUUGCUUAUCAUUAUGUGAUGGCAGAUCCAAAGUAUGAAGGAACCCAAUGUUAAGAUUGUGGCGUUUUAGAAGGAUUCAGAACUUCUAUCAAUGGGUCUUAUAUCUAAACGACAGUUUUUCCGGUUUUACAUAAAACUUGAGCCAGAAACUUGUAAGAAUUUUGCAUCUGCUUCAUAAUGAGGUAACUCUUGGCCUUCAGUGCCCAUUUUUAUAA